Clonostachys rhizophaga is the source of this 1350-nucleotide messenger RNA. The record is from the annotation of a GenBank genome assembly. NCBI's taxonomy places the organism in Eukaryota, Fungi, Ascomycota, Sordariomycetes, Hypocreales, Bionectriaceae.
AUGGCCGCAGCAGUACAAGCAGUUCUCGCAUCGAUCCAGACUAGCAAUCCAAGCAUUCAGCUUUAUACUACCGAGUCUUCUGAGUAUGACGCUUUACGAAAGUCGUUCAUUCUAACCUCUGCACGCCCCACGGCAAUCGCACGACCUAAGAAUGCGGACGAAGUUGGUGCGCUGGUCAAGGCAUGUAGGGAGAAUCAAGCUGAUUUCACCAUUCGAACCGGCGGCCAUAGUUGCGCCGGUGAAACCUUGAUCGAUAACUCCCUUGUCAUUGACAUGCGUGACAUUGCAUAUGUGGAGGUCAGCGAGGACAAGAAAUCUGCCAAGAUUGGUGGAGGUGUCCAGCUGGGCGGACUCUUGAAGACUCUGGGCGAGCAUGGUCUCGUCACCCCAUGUGGAACGGUCAGUUCAGUCGGUUAUGUCGGAUGGAGUACGCUGGGCGGAUACGGGCCAUUUUUGAGCCUGUAUGGGUUCGGUGCGGAUCAGAUUCUCGGAGCGAAGCUGGUCAGGAAUAACGGUGAAGUCUUUGAGGCAGACGAUGACUUGCUCAAAGGGAUCCGAGGAGCCGGCCCAGUGUUUGGACCGAUUGUUGAAUUGACCAUCAAAGUUUAUCCGCUCAAAGAGAUGCUUUCUGGAACAAUCAUCUUUGACUCUAGCGAUAUGAUUUCGGCCUGGUCAACUUUGAGUCGCGAAGUCCAAAACCUUGCCUUGCCAGGCCCUGGGCAACUCCAGUUUCUCGCCAUGGAAUUUCCCGGUGUUGGUAAAGUAACGGGCAUGCUUUUCACUUGGGUCUCAGACGAUCAUGACGAGGGUCGUAAGUGGUUUGAAAAGAUUGCCAACCUUGCACCCAACGUCAUGAAAAUGGUAGAACCCAAGACGGCUUUGAAAAUGGUCGAGGAUAAUAACAACCUCGUCACAUACGGCGUUUAUGGCCGAUCAUACACGAUCAGCCUUAAGAAGUGGACUCCAGAAGUCGCAGCGGUCCUGGGCAAGCAUAAUUCCACUGUGCCGUAUCCAAGCUGCAUGAUUUGCGUGCACAGUCUGCGUGCGGACAGUGGGUACAAAGAGUCGGUUUUCGCGUCUCGAGAGGCUCAUCAUAUGGUUGAAAUUAUCGCCAUGACUGCUGAUGCGGAUCAAACUGAAAGCGCGCUUGCAUGGGGCCAGCAAGUUCGCCAGGAACUACGGGAGACUGACCAGGCAAAUAUCCUCAGCAGUACAUACAUAUCACUGGAAGGGUUCAAGGAUGCUGAUUUGGGAAAGAUUUACAACGAACAUCUUCCGACCUUGGUCGAUCUGAAGCGGAAGUAUGAUGCUGAUAAUGUUUUCCGAAACGGAGUGCCAAGGGUCAUAUAA